Molecule: messenger RNA, 6753 nt
Organism: Xyrauchen texanus (razorback sucker)
Lineage: Eukaryota; Metazoa; Chordata; Actinopteri; Cypriniformes; Catostomidae
Product: carboxypeptidase D-like
Exons: 21
Coding region: 107-4174 (1355 amino acids)
Biological process (GO): proteolysis
Molecular function (GO): metallocarboxypeptidase activity; zinc ion binding
Source: RefSeq, a predicted model, not a curated record
AGGAAGUCCCUACUAAAAAUACCCCGACGUCAGGCUAAAGAAACGACCUGUCUGAAGGCGGACAAAUUUUAGGAUUUCAUGUGUAUGUCAAUGAGUCUUCGGAAACAUGUCGGAACAGAGGGGAAACAACUUGACCUAUGAACGUACACUUUCGCUUUUAUCUCUAGUUAUUGUUUUGAUCAGCUCCACCAACUCUGUUGCUUUAGGUGUAGAGACAGGGCAGGAGGCAGAGACUUACAACAAAUACUACAAUUAUGAGGAACUAACUGAUCUUCUCAAAAGUCUUGCACAGAAAUACACAAACAUCGCAAAUUUGAACAGUAUUGGGAGAUCCGUUGAAAGUAGAGAGCUGUGGGUCAUGAGAAUCACCAAGGACCCCACUGCUGAUGUACCUGGAAAGCCCAAAUUCAAGUACGUGGGCAACAUGCACGGAGACGAGACCGUGUCCCGGCAGGUUCUCAUCUAUCUACUGGAGCACUUGCUGGUGGGGUACGGCGACGAUCCGCGGGUCACCGAGCUGGUCAACAGCACGGAUAUUUAUAUCAUGCCGAGCAUGAACCCUGAUGGAUUUGAGAGGUCUGUUGAGGGGGAUUGUGUGGGCAGUGUUGAGGGUCGCUAUAACGCCAAACACAUUGACCUCAAUCGAAGUUUCCCUGAUCAGUUUGAAAAUAUACUCGUGAAUGUAGAAGAUAUUCCUGAAGGCACUGCUGUCAUGAGGUGGAUACUGGAGAACAAAUUUGUCCUCUCUGGGAAUCUCCAUGGUGGUACUGUGGUGGCUAGUUAUCCCUAUGAUGACUCUGCAUCACAUGAUGUCGAAGGCACCUAUAGCAGGUCUCCCGAUGAUGCUCUAUUCAGAUACUUGGCACGGGUUUACGCAGAGAAUAACCCUGUCAUGAAUACGGGGCAGCCGAAAUGUGAUGAAAGCUUAAGUGAGACCUUCAAGCAUGGCAUUACGAAUGGAGCAAAGUGGUAUGAUGUGACAGGGGGAAUGCAGGAUUACAAUUACAUGAAGGGGAACUGUUUGGAAAUCACUAUGGAGCUCAGCUGCUGCAAGUACCCUCCCUCAUCACAACUAAAAACAGAAUGGGACAACAAUCGGGAGGCCUUGCUUGCCUACAUGGAGAAGAUUCAUAUCGGAGUACGUGGCUUUGUCAAGGCAGCCAGGAUUGGAUCCCCUCUUGCAGAUGCAGUGAUAUUGGUGGCAGGCAUUAAUCACAAUGUGAGCACUGCACGUUUUGGUGACUACUAUCGGCUGCUGCUGCCUGGCACCUACAACAUCACAGCCUUAGCCCCAGGCUACAUUCCAGUGUCUGUGGUUGGGGUGGAGGUGAAAGAGGGCAAAGCCACUGAACUGAACUUCACCCUUGCGGCCGAGACUGAUGAGAAUCUUUCCACUCCUUCAAUCCCAGAAUCCCCCACUGCCACCUCUGUGAACAGUGCGAGUGCAGACAGCAGCAGUACCGGUGUAAAUGAUGACAGUCUGGAAGAAACGGACAAAGAGCAGAGUUCCAGGCUUUUGGUCCAGCCCCAGGACUUCCGCCAUCACCACAACAGCGACAUGGAGCUGUUCCUGCAGAAGUUCAGCUCUGAAUACAGCUCCAUCACACGGCUGUAUUCUAUCGGCAAGUCCGUACAGGGGCGUCUCCUGUGGGUCAUGGAGAUCUCCGACAACCCUGGCAUACAUGAGUUAGGUGAACCAGAGUUUAAGUAUAUUGGAAACAUGCACGGCAAUGAGGUGGUUGGGCGGGAGCUGCUUCUCAACCUCAUUGAGUACCUGUGUCGUAACUAUGGACAUGACCCUGAGGUCACCCAGCUUGUCAACUCCACGCGAAUCCACAUCAUGCCUUCUAUGAACCCGGAUGGUUAUGAAGUGGCCCAAGAAGGAGAUAUCAAUGGCAUCCGUGGGCGUAACAAUUCUAACAAUUUUGACCUGAACCGCAACUUUCCUGACCGGUUCAGCCUUGUCACUGAUCCCCGACAGCCAGAGACCAUUGCAGUCAUGAACUGGGCAAAGAGCUACCCAUUUGUGCUGUCUGCCAACCUGCAUGGAGGCUCUUUGGUGGUGAACUAUCCAUUUGACGACAAUCUUGAGGAUGUUAUCAGAUACAGCAAGUCUACUGAUGAUAAUGUAUUCAAGAUGUUGGCUCUCGCUUAUUCUCAGGAAAACUCACAAAUGCAUGAUGGUCACCCCUGUAAGGAUAUGGAACCAUACCAAGAGUAUUUUCAAGAUGGCAUCACCAAUGGUGCUGCAUGGUACAAUGUUCAUGGGGGAAUGCAGGACUGGAAUUAUUUGAACACUAACUGCUUUGAGGUGACCAUUGAACUGGGCUGUUAUAAGUACCCACCAGCAGCAGACCUGCCAAAGUACUGGGAGCAAAACCGUCAAUCACUUCUGCAGUUCAUCCAUCAGGUCCACCGUGGAGUGAAAGGAAUGGUGAUUGACAGCAAAGAUGGGUCUGGCAUCCCCAAUGCGACCAUCACCAUGGACACGAUCAAUCACCCCAUAACAUCAAACAUUGCAGGGGACUACUGGCGCAUACUCAAGUCAGGACCAUACCACCUGACUGCCUCUGCCCAAGGCUACACCUCAGUUAGUACCUAUGCCUAUGUGCCUGAAGAUGGAGUAGAGAUUGUUAAUUUCACACUGACCCGGAUUCACAGCAGCGCAAAUGGGCGGACAAUUGAAGAUGCCACCCCAAUACAGGAUCCCAACGUGAAGGAGUUACAGAGCCUUAUCAAGCAACUUUCAGGAGAAUCCGGUCUAGAUGAGCUGAUCAAGAACACUCCCACCCAGAGCAGCUUUCGCUACCGACGAUACAGCGAAAUUUCUGAGUUCCUGCGUGGACUCACCUUAAACUUCCCAGAGAUUACCUCACUUCACAGUCUUGGUCAGAGUGUGGAGUUUAGAACUGUCUGGGCUCUGGAGAUCUCCAACAACCCCAAAGUCCAGGAACCAUCUAAGCCCAAGAUCCGGUUUGUGGCAGGCAUCCAUGGCAAUGCCCCAGUGGGCACUGAGCUGCUUCUGGAGUUUGCUGCCAGUCUCUGCAUCAACUAUGGCAAGAAUGCAGCCAUCACCAGGCUAAUAAACGAAACCAGAAUUGUUAUCCUGCCCAGCAUCAACCCAGAUGGGCGUGAACUGGCGAAAGAGAAUGACUGCGCCUCCACUGCUGGCAUGACCAACGUGCGCGGCAAAGACCUUGACAAUGACUUCUUCCGUAAUGCUUCUCAGCCUGCAGUAGAGACUCAACCUGAAACACGUGCUGUAAUGGACCUGAUACAGGAACGAGGUUUCACUCUCUCUGUGGCUCUGGAUGGAGGCUCUUUAUUGGUCACAUACCCAUAUGACAAACCGGUGCAAUCUGUUGAAAACGAGGAUACAUUAAGAUACUUGGCUACUGUGUAUGCCAGUCACCAUCCCAUAAUGCACUUGGGCAAUACUGGAUGUCCAAACAGCAGCCCAGUGGGCAACAUUCCUGAUGGUGUACUCCGAGCAGCUGAGUGGCACAGUCACAUGGGCAGCAUGAAGGACUUCAGUGUGGACUUUGGUCACUGUCCCGAAAUCACUGUCUACACCAGCUGCUGCCUGUUCCCAUCGGCUGAAAAGCUGCCAAUGCUUUGGGCCGAGAACAGAAAGUCUCUGCUGAGCAUGCUGGUGGAGGUGCACAAAGGAAUUCGUGGAGUGGUCAAGGAUAAGAAUGGUAAGCCCAUUGUAGGCGCAAUGAUAGUGUUGAAUGGUGGUGUGCGAGUCUUCACCAGUGAGGGAGGAUACUUCCAUGCGCUUCUAGCCCCAGGUUUACACAACAUUGAAGCAGUAGCUGAUGGCUACCAGCAACAGUCCCAGAAGGUGUCUGUGUCACCGUUUGAAGCAGCAAGUUUCAUAGUCAUUGAGUUCGACAUGGAGAACGAGAUAUUUGGCCUUCCAAGAGAAUUAGUAGUGGCAAGUGCAGCUGCAGCAAUGACGGCCCUGGUAGUCACAGCUUGCAUUAUCUGGUGCGUUUGCUCAGCCAAGUCAAACAGACACAAGGAUGGAUUUCAUCGGCUGCGACAGCACGGAGAUGACUACGAUGAUGAGAUCCGUCUCACAUCUAUGGGCUCCAAAAAGUCUCUUCUGAGCAAUGAAUUUCAAGAUGACAGUGAAAGUAAUGAGGACACACUAUACACUAACAAACUUUGAGCCAUGACUGCGCCCUCUCCUCCCCUGAAUCUGUCCACUGCCCGCAGUCCCACUAGAGGGCGCUCAGCUUAACAGCCUGCAUUAUAAUCGUCCAAACCGUUUAAACCAUGAAAACCACCAUGAGAUGCACUUAAAUGCCCUAGUUAAAUCGGGCAACUGUUUUGCACCAUAGUGUAUGCAACUAACCACUGUUCAACCUGCUCUCAACCAGCCUGCUUAUUCAUCUGGGUCUAUAUUAUGCGAGUUCUCCACCCUUUAAAUUGAAAAUUGAAAAUGCAUAAAUCUCAACAGGAUUAUGAAACACUGUGCCUUGUUAGAUUAGUGGUUACGUAUUGGCUGCUGUUGAAAUGUGUGAAUGAGGAUUUUGUUGUAUAAAUGGAAUCUUCUCCUUUUGCUUGGACUUGAGUCAACAUUAAUUGAUCCAUCUCAUAAUCUGUUUUUCAAUAUUCAUAGACAUCAGUUUUGUUUUGAAAAAACAGAUACGGACUGCUGCGUGAUUUCUCUUUAUCUGCAGUAAUGACCAGAGUGGUCCAAAACAUUUCACAUCAUCAAAAUGUUUUUCAUCCAAUUAAAGGGAUAGUUCACCCAAACAUUUUAAUUUGUCUUUAUUUACUCAUCCUCAUGUUAUUCCAAACCGUACUUUCUGCGUGGAACGCAAAAGAUGAUAUUAGGCAGAAAGACAGCCUCAGUUGGCAUCAACUUUCAUUGCAUCUUUGUUCCCUAUAAUCAAAGUGAAUGGUGACUGAGGCUGGAACGACAUGAGGGUGGGUAAAUGUGACAGAAGGUAUGUAAUUUGAGCAUGUAUACAUUUCUCACAGUGGCUCAGCGUUAAAUGUCACAGACUGUGAGACUUCUAGUUUGCCAUACAUAUCAACAGCUUGUUAGACAUACAGGAUUUAAAUACUUUUUACAUUAAGCAAUCCAUCAUUACCGGAUUCUAUUUAUCCAGAAGCACAUUAUUUGUAUAGAUAAUGUAUUUUAUAUGUUGAUUGAUAAACAUGCUCAUCCACUGCCUUGCCAUUUCUCUACCAUUAUUUUGGCUUUCAGGGAUAUGGUGAAGCAUUAAUAUCUCCAACCCCCAAAGUGUUUCGUUUUUCUUUAAUGUUCACUCUUGAAAAUGCCAUCCCUAUUCCAUUCAUUUGAAGUCAUUUUAGUUUCUACAUCCAUCCAAUGCAAAAUUUAUUUUGCUUACUGUCUCUCAGGCAUCCUAAAAUGAUUGGAAAAAAAUUCAGUGCUGUACAAACCUUUGUUGUUGACAUGGAUAAAUGUUGUGUGCAAUUCAGGAAACAAGAAGAGGAGAAACAUACAUUGUAUGUUUAUGCAUCAGUAGAGUUGGAAAGUGCUGAAUGUCUCUGUAUCCUGCAUCUGCAUUUCCAUAAAGUCCACAGUUGCCUGUUUGAUUGAAACACUGAUCAUCAUCUGGGAACAUGCUAAUCUAAUAUUUCUUUUUUAGUUUCCCUGUGUUGUGUGCACCACAGUGAGUUUCUUGAACGUAAAGAUGAGAUUUUGUUGAGUGUGUGUCAAUAUAGUGUUACUGAGCAAUCUGAAACCAGCAGAGCAACCUGCAAGUACUGCCAACUAUGUGCAGGCAGGUUUUCAAUUCCGUUUGUUUCUGACAAAUUUCUUAUCAAUUUAUCUGAAACGUUGUUUAUGUUCUCCCCUCUUGAAGUAAAAUAUAAUAAUUGGGAUGGAGAAGAUGAUGCUUUGACCUUGUGCUUUUAAAAUGGAAAAGCAAGAAACACCCCAUUAAACACAGGAGGUGUCACACUUUAAAGGGCUAGUUGUUCAGACAAAAAUAAAAUUUCAUUUCCUCACACUCAUGUUGUUCCAAAACAGAUUUUUUUCUGUGGAACACGAAAGGAUAUUUUAAAGAUAAAAAGAUGUUGUGAAAGUGCAUGGUGAAUGAGGCUGUCAGUCCCCAACAUUCUGCCUUUCGGAAGAAAGAUGAGUGAGCAAGAGAGUGAUGACAGAAUUGCCCAGACUAUCUCUUUAAUGUUAGAUAAAAAUUUUGUGUAAUUCAUAUCAUGGCUGUUCCAGAUAAAUCAUCCUUACAAGUCAAAUGAUAAUAACUGGGAGGAUUAUAUUUACAUGAUUUGAUUAGUAAUUGACCCCUUUACAAAUCUGGAUUUGGCUUGAUGUUGAUUGUCAUGCUUGAAUGUAAAUUACUGGGUAUGUUUGAACAAAUGUGUUUAACUUUUGUAUGUUUGAGCUGAUGUUUCCCUUCUUUUUUAUAAAAUAAUGAUUGUAGAUAGUAAAUUGUUGCCAACUACAUGUACAUUACACAAGUGCAAUUUCUGUCAAGUGUGAAAAAACUGUGCAAAAGAAAUUAAAUGACUUUCUGGUGAUAUGGGAUGUAAAUAAAACUGAAAUGGUUCUGAAUAUUUGAUUAGCAUCAUUUUUAUCAAGGAUUUGACAUUGGCCUUCAGAACAGCUGAUGGAACAGCACAGUCUUACUCUAUAGCAGCAUUACCAGCACUUCCUAACCUUGAUCCUGGAGUACCCUAGUACUACACAUUUUGGAUGACCUAAAAAUGAAAAUGGACACUUUUUCACAUAUCUGGAUUGUGUAGCAGUGAAUG